Messenger RNA from Nylanderia fulva, 2913 nucleotides. It is a transcript of the gene IKKepsilon, whose product is annotated as I-kappaB kinase epsilon. Lineage: Eukaryota; Metazoa; Arthropoda; Insecta; Hymenoptera; Formicidae. Gene Ontology annotation, biological process: peptidyl-serine phosphorylation. The record is from RefSeq and is a predicted model, not a curated record. Gene Ontology annotation, molecular function: ATP binding; protein serine/threonine kinase activity. Gene Ontology annotation, cellular component: cytoplasm.
CCUAACUUCAUCUGACCCUACGUAAUCAAAAUUAAUCAGAAUCAUGACAGUGGUGCGUUUGAUCUGUCACGCUUUCUAGACUUCGUUUUCUUUCUCCUUCCUCCUUCGACACUUGAUAUCAGAUCCGAUAAAGCUGUCUGCCUCUUAAAUGCAGAAAGUGCGGCGAAAUGUAGCUCGACAGACUGACGUCAGAAUCUUAAUUGCACGAUGAAAGAAGCGUGUAUCCUUCUUUCCUGGAUUGGAGGAGGAAAGAGAAAAGAAAUCGCGAUUGUACAAUCAUAGAAAGUACAGUUAGAGUAUCGUAGAUCCUUCAGAGAGUGAGAUGUAAAAUUGUACGUAAAGCUUGAUUUAAAAAAAAAAUUUUCCGGAGCUGUCAAAUCCACCUGUCAAAUCCACGUGACGUCAUAUCGAGCAUGUAUAUAGGAUAUUGAUCUCGAGAACUCGGGAUCAAGGGAGAUCCGUUCGUUGAUGACCAGGAAAGGAGUGCGAACGACAUGUCCUUUCUUCGUGGCUCCGCCAACUACGUCUGGUGCACCACCAGCGUCCUCGGCAAAGGUGCGACUGGCGCGGUUUUCCAGGGCGUCAACAAGAACAAUGGGGAACCGGUCGCAGUGAAGACCUUCAAUCAGCUUAGUCACAUGCGGCCGCACGACGUGCAGGUGAGGGAGUUCGAGGUUCUCAAGAAGGUGAAACAUGAGAACAUCGUCAAGCUGCUGGCAAUCGAGGAGGAGCAGGAUGGCAGGGGUAAGGUCAUCGUCAUGGAGCUCUGCACCGGGGGUAGUCUCUUUAAUAUCCUGGACGAUCCUGAGAACACGUAUGGCCUCGCGGAGAGCGAAUUCCUGCUGGUAUUAGAACACCUGUCAGCUGGCAUGAAGCAUCUACGUGACAAUAAUCUGGUUCACCGAGACCUGAAGCCAGGUAACAUAAUGAAGUUCAUCGCUGAUGAUGGUAGUACCAUAUACAAGCUCACCGAUUUCGGUGCCGCUCGAGAAUUGCAGGAAGAUCAGCAGUUCGUUUCUCUGUACGGCACCGAGGAGUACUUGCAUCCAGACAUGUACGAGCGUGCGGUCUUGCGGAAACCUGUGGGUAAAACUUUCGGCGCAACCGUAGACCUAUGGUCCAUAGGGGUGACCCUCUACCACGUCGCGACCGGAAACCUGCCGUUCAGGCCGUUCGGUGGACGUAGGAACAAGGAGACCAUGUUCUACAUCACGACGAAGAAGGCGUCCGGUGUGAUCUCUGGCUUACAAACUUCGGAAAACGGGCCAAUCGAGUGGAGCAGGGAAUUGCCGGCGACCUGUCAGCUGAGCGCUGGCCUGAAGAGGAUAGUGACUCCGUUGCUGGCCGGUUUGCUCGAAGUGGAUCAGCAGAGGAUCUGGAGCUUCGAUCGAUUUUUCAGCGAGGUCACGGACACGCUCUGCCGAAAACCCGUUCACAUAUUCAACGUUCACCGCGCCAGCCUGAUCAAGGUCUUUUUACACCCUGAGGAGAAACUGAUCGCUCUGCAGAUACACAUUCAGGAUCAGACCGAGAUCAUGCCUCACGCGCAAAUCCUUCUUCUCGGGGAGACGCCACUCACAAGCCUCGUCGAGGAGUCCACGCCGGGCAAGGGGUAUCCCAGCACCAGCAACGACAAGCCGUUGAUGCUUUUCUCGCUGGAGAACAACAACGUCGUGCUGCCGAUCGAGACCGAGCUGCCCAAGUUCCCCGUCUUUGCGAGUCUCGUCUCUGUGGAGAACGACGCGAGUCAGGCCAAGGUCGCGUGCUCCGUGGGCCACGUCUGUAAACGUAGGAUCGACAAAUUGGCGCUGUGCAGUAAACUGUCGCGAGAUGCCAUAGAAACGUUCACUGGACUCUUGUCCACCGAACUCACCCGGGUACUGGAAAAGUGUCACCAUUCUAAGGAGUUUACGAAAGCGGUGGAGGACACCAUAUUGGCGAUCGAGAGGAGUGAAUCCUUUGCCAGACACGUCUUUCGAAAAUUCGGAGGCGGAGGUCAAACUGCGGUGGAGGUAAAAAAUUGGAGGAAGGAGUUGGAUGCGAAGGACAAAGAGCUCACCACCGAAUUGACUCCAGCGAUAGUGCAGCUUCAUCAGAGAUACGUGAAGGAGGGCAGUUUACGCGGCGAAUGGGAUAACAGUACUCGUGGCUUGUGGUGUCCUUGGACGACGAAAGCGAGCCAGAGGGCAGCGACAUUAGUCGAUCGCUUGAGAGACGGCUGGCAGCACUUGCUGAGGGACAGGGCCACUCGUAGUCUCACUUACAACGACGAACAGUUUCAUGUUCUUGAACGCAUAAAGGUCACGGAAACGGGACGUCGAUUGAAAGCGCUUCUCGAGGUGGAAUGUGUACCGGCUAUGACGCAGCGAUCAGAGUGCGUCGCCGAUUGGUACAAAAUGGCACAGACGGUGUUCCUGCAAACUCAGAUACUAGACAAGGAUAUAGACGCUUACGAGCACGCGUUGGAAUCCUUCUCCUAUCGUUUGUCGCAGGAGAGCAAAGAACGCAACGAGAAUCUCUUGUUGUCGCUGGACAGGCUGCCCGGAAAAUUGAAGACAAUCGAGAAAACGAACGCCCCGGCGCAAGAGAGUACCAAGAAAUGGCGCAAUAUCUGUGAUACGCAAGAACAAAUUGCGAUGCUUCUUUAUGAAAAUGGCCUGCUCAUAGAUCAGCUUGACAAUUUGUCGGUGAUUGAUAGAGUGGAAGAUAUAGGCGAUUCGCAAUAUGAGCUUUAAUAUGUGUAAUUUUGUCAUUUCUCUAUCAAUCGUCCGACAAUAUAUUUAUGAGAUGAAGACUGAAAAUUAUAGAGUGUAUAGAUUAGAGUAUAUAUUGACAGAAUCUGAAAUGUAUGUAUAGAAAUGCUGUACAGAUUUGCUAAGAUAAAUAUAGACGAGAUUUGCAUUUUAUUAUUCC